AUGAAACUGUUUCUUGUAACGUUUACCAUCAUCCAACUACUCACCAGCGAGUGCUUGGGUAAGAGUUUGUUGAUGGGUACACAACUGGAUAGUAAGUUUGCAUCUUGUGGUGCGGGCUAG
Messenger RNA from Opisthorchis viverrini, 120 nucleotides. RefSeq lists its product as hypothetical. Lineage: Eukaryota; Metazoa; Platyhelminthes; Trematoda; Opisthorchiida; Opisthorchiidae. The transcript has 2 exons. The record is from RefSeq and is a predicted model, not a curated record. The coding region runs from base 1 to 120 and encodes 39 amino acids.